Molecule: messenger RNA, 942 nt
Organism: Paramecium octaurelia
Lineage: Eukaryota; Ciliophora; Oligohymenophorea; Peniculida; Parameciidae
Source: the annotation of a GenBank genome assembly
AUGCUUUGGUAUGGAAAUGAAAACCUAUAUUAUACUUAUUAAUUUAUAAGGAGGAGAAAUAUUUGGGAGUUUGUUUCCUCAUCUCCACAGUAUAAUUUCAUAAUCAAUGAUUAGAAAGAUCUGGUUAUUUAGUCGAGAUAUAAGGCUUUUAAAUUUUAUGAGAAAUAAUAAAACUGGAAUUGCACUUAGAAAAUUCAAACCCAAUUAAAAAUAAUGUGUUAUAGCAUAAAUUAAUCAUCAAAUAUGUAGUCUCUGCUUGUUAAGAUCAUGUAGAAAUUUUUAAAUAGAAAAAAAAUAGCUUUGGAUGCUUAUAUAAACUAUCCUAUCCAUUUAGAUUAGUGGGGAUAUCGUAUGUGUAUCUUUGAGGAUGAUUUUUUUGUUUUUAAACCAAGAUGCAAGGAUUAUCUAUAGAUUUAUCGUUUGGAUGCUUAAAAUUAAUAGUUUGGACUUAUUAAGAACGUAAAAAUAGAAUCUGCAAGCAAUGUUUGCCAUAAUUAUUUUCCCUUAUAAUUCAUUAAAAAUAAAAAGAUUCUCGUGGAUAAGAAUGGCAGAUACAUAAAUAUAAUCAAAAUAUCACCUACAGGAGAUUGUGAUACAUCAUAGAGUAUAAAAUUUGGAGAUUAACUUUUCUAUGGUACCACGACGAAUGAUGGGGAGUAUCUUGUAACAUGGGAUAAUAAAUCAGCUGAAUUACAAAUUAGAAAAUUUUCAGAAUGAUAGGUAUGUUAUUUAGUAUCUGAUUUAGCUAUUUAGAAAAGCUCUAGAAUUUUAUCAUAUAAAGGUGUAAUCAAAGUUUUUAAUACCUUAGCUUUAAUUUUAUACAGUAUAAAUAAAUUUGAAGAAGAAUUAUAAUAUUAUGAUUAUGAUAUUGAAAAAUUUCUGCCAACCCAAUCAUUUAUCAUAACAAAGGUAGAUUAGAUUUAUCAUCAAUUUUAGGCUUGA